AUGGGACUUUUAGGCACAGUCACACUACUGGAGAUCAAACAGGUGCCAAAUGGUAACCGAAUUGCCUAUUGUUUGCCAUCGGGCGAGUUUAUCUUUGUAGCAAACACAUGUGCACCUGAGUUUGGUGCUGCGAACGCUGCAGAUCUUUACGGUGAUAAUUUGUUCCAGUUCUUAGCGCUUGGAGAUGCCGAAAAGCUUGAAGAUUAUUUACGACUGCAGCAACUGGAUAACAAUAGUGAUCAGGCCUUUACUACGACACAAGAGAUGCGCAUGGUGGUGCGUCUGCCGAAUGAUCCUAGCACACAAUUGUGGAUUCAGCUGUCGACGAUUCCACUCACUCUGCGGAUGAUGCGGUGCAUUGACACCAUCCGCAGCUUUAGCACAUCGCUAGGUCAUUUUGCGGACUCAUCUAGUUUUGUGCUUUCGGAGGACGAGUUUAGCUCUCUAUUGAGUAAUCCAGUGGAACGUACGGGGUCGUCGUUUGCACUGGGUAUUUCAUCCUUUUCGGCUGCACCGUUGCUGUAUGAAGACGACGACGACAUGAUGUUUUUUGAGUCAAAAAGCAGUUGCUCGUCACCGGCGAGCUUCACUUCCAUUGUACCUUUGGAACUGAAGCAUCGUCAUCCUAAUUUUGCAAUGGCUCGUAUUCAUGUGGAAGAUACUGGAACCGAGGAGACAAGUGAUGACGACGAUGAAGAUCUCAGGGCGUCACUGUCGAAUUUGGCAUUUGAAGCCGAUUGGCUAAGUGAGACUGUUUCGGACGACACGGCACACGUCAUGAUACCAGCAGGAUCGAUCACAUCUUCAUCGACAGCUUCACUUCCCAUGGCAACGACUCCACGUUUUCGAGCUGAACUCGUGACUUAG
Molecule: messenger RNA, 867 nt
Organism: Peronospora belbahrii
Lineage: Eukaryota; Oomycota; Peronosporomycetes; Peronosporales; Peronosporaceae
Source: the annotation of a GenBank genome assembly